This is a messenger RNA of Nycticebus coucang (slow loris), 5388 nucleotides long. RefSeq names its product zinc finger X-chromosomal protein-like. The coding region runs from base 317 to 2620 and encodes 767 amino acids. Lineage: Eukaryota; Metazoa; Chordata; Mammalia; Primates; Lorisidae. The transcript is spliced from 10 exons. Gene Ontology annotation, biological process: regulation of transcription by RNA polymerase II. The record is from RefSeq and is a predicted model, not a curated record. Gene Ontology annotation, molecular function: metal ion binding; DNA-binding transcription activator activity, RNA polymerase II-specific; RNA polymerase II cis-regulatory region sequence-specific DNA binding. Gene Ontology annotation, cellular component: nucleus.
GAGCUGGGCCGCUUUUUGUCAGCUCGGAGUUCGGCCCCUCCCUCCGCCCGCCCCACCAGACGGAGCCCGGCCCAGUGCUCCAGAGAAAAGGGGGCCUGCAGCACCUGCCACCGUUGCUGACCAUCCGCACGCCGGUCCGGGUAAACAAACUAGUAGUUGCUUUGUCUUGACAACUGAAGAGUUGUAAAGAAGAUAGAAUUGUAUUGCAGUUCCAACAGCAGCAGAAGUUUGAGUACAGCAACAAUGGAUGUGGGAGAUUAAGAUUAAAUUAGACUCCAGUGUAGAAAGGAGCUGUGACUAAUGAAAAUUAAAGGCCAUGGAUGAAGAUGAAUUUGAAUUGCAGCCACAAGAGCCAAACUCAUUUUUUGAUGGAUUAGGAGCUGACACUACACACAUGGAUGGUGAUGAAAUUGUUGUAGAAGUACAAGAAACUGUUUUUGUUUCUAAUGUUGUGGAUUCAGACGUAACCAUUCAUAACUUUGUUCCUGAUGACCCAGACUCAGUUGUAAUCCAAGAUGUUAUUGAAGAUGUUGUUAUAGAGGAUGUUCAGUGUUCAGAUAUCUUAGAAGAAGCAGAUGUGUCUGAAAAUGUCAUCAUUCCUGAACAAGUGAUGGGCUCAGACAUCACUGAAGAAGUUUCUUUAACACAUGGCACAAUUCCAGAUGAUGUUUUAGCAUCUGACAUUACUUCAGCCUCACUGUCUAUGCCAGAACACGUCUUGACAAUUUCAGAAGAAGUAUUGGUAGCAGACUGUGCCUCUGAAGCUGCCAUAGAUGCCAGUGGGAUUCCUGUGGACCAGCAAGAUGAUGACAAAGGCAACUGUGAGGACUACCUUAUGAUUUCCUUAGAUGAUACUGGCAAAAUAGAACCCAAUGAUUCCUCUGGAGUGACCAUGGAUGCAGAAUCAGAAAUUGAUCCUUGCAAAGUUGAUGGCACUUGCCCCGAAGUCAUCAAAGUAUAUAUUUUUAAAGCUGACUCUGGAGAGGACGACUUAGGUGGAACAGUAGACAUUGUGGAGAGUGAGCCUGAUAAUGAUCAUGGAGUUGAACUACUUGAUCAGAGCAGUAGUAUUCGUGUUCCCAGGGAGAAGAUGGUUUAUAUGACUGUCAAUGACUCUCAGCCAGAAAAUGAAGAUUUAAAUGUUGCUGAAAUUGCUGACGAAGUUUAUAUGGAAGUGAUUGUAGGAGAAGAAGAUGCUGCUGUUGCAACAGCUUCUGCUGCUGUACGUGAACAGCAAAUGGAUGAUGAUGACGAUGUGAAAACCUUCAUGCCAAUAGCAUGGGCAGCAGCUUAUGGUAAUAAUUCUGAUGGAAUUGAAAACCGGAAUGGCACUGCAAGUGCCCUCUUGCACAUAGAUGAGUCUGCUGGCCUCGGCAGACAGACUAAACAAAAACCAAAGAAAAGGAGAAGACCUGAUUCCAGGCAGUACCAAACAGCAAUAAUUAUUGGCCCUGAUGGACAUCCUUUGACUGUCUAUCCUUGCAUGAUUUGUGGAAAGAAAUUUAAGUCAAGAGGUUUUUUGAAAAGGCACAUGAAAAACCAUCCUGAACAUCUUAGCAAGAAGAAGUACCACUGUACUGAUUGUGAUUACACUACCAACAAGAAGAUAAGUUUACAUAACCACCUGGAAAGUCAUAAGCUAACCAGCAAGGCAGAGAAGGCCAUUGAAUGUGAUGAGUGUGGGAAGCAUUUUUCUCAUGCUGGGGCAUUGUUUACUCACAAAAUGGUGCAUAAGGAAAAAGCCAGCAAAAUGCACAAGUGUAAAUUUUGUGAUUACGAGACCGCUGAACAAGGGUUGCUAAAUCGCCACCUUUUGGCAGUCCACAGCAAGAACUUUCCUCAUAUUUGUGUGGAGUGUGGUAAAGGUUUUCGUCACCCAUCAGAACUCAAAAAGCACAUGCGAAUUCAUACUGGGGAGAAGCCAUACCAAUGCCAAUACUGUGAAUAUAGGUCUGCAGACUCCUCUAACUUGAAAACACACAUAAAAACUAAACAUAGUAAAGAGAUGCCAUUCAGGUGUGACAUAUGUCUUCUGACUUUCUCAGAUACCAAAGAGGUACAGCAACAUGCUCUUACCCACCAAGAAAGCAAAACACACCAGUGUUUGCAUUGUGACCACAAAAGUUCAAAUUCAAGCGAUUUGAAACGACAUGUAAUUUCCGUUCACACAAAGGACUAUCCCCAUAAGUGUGACAUGUGCGAUAAAGGUUUUCACAGGCCUUCAGAACUCAAGAAACAUGUAGCUGCCCACAAGGGUAAAAAAAUGCACCAGUGUAGACAUUGUGACUUUAAAAUUGUGGAUCCAUUUGUUCUAAGUCGCCAUAUUCUCUCAGUUCAUACGAAGGAUCUUCCAUUUAGGUGUAAGAGAUGUAGAAAGGGAUUUAAGCAACAGAGUGACCUAAAAAAGCAUAUGAAGACACAUAGUGGCAGGAAAGUAUAUCAGUGUGAGUACUGUGAUUAUAGCACUACGGAUGCUUCUGGCUUUAAGCGGCACGUUAUUUCCAUUCACACGAAGGACUAUCCUCAUCGAUGUGAGUACUGCAAGAAAGGAUUCCGAAGACCUUCAGAAAAGAACCAGCACAUUACUCGACAUCAUAAAGAAGUUGGCUUGCCCUCAUAAUAUGUCUAGUGGACUUUCCUAAAGAUGUGGGCUUUGAAGCAGGAAAUUUAUUUUAAAGCCAGUCAGUCUUCUUCACAUACAUUGCUAUGAUGGAUUUAUGCUCUGUACAAAUAGAAUUAAUUGUUUCUUGACAACUUUUCUUUACAUUUUAUUCAACAUUGUGUUCUGGAUCCUAUUCAGUUUGUUUAAGAAGAAAAGUAGCAACAAUUUAGUUGCUUUUAAUAAAAUAGUCCCUUAUUCUAUACUGAAUUUUUAGUCUUAGAAGUUUUACUAUCGAAGUAUUUACUUAGUCAUCUUGAUAGUAUUCUUCUAAGCAAAAUAAUUUAAGGUUGGUAACUCUAAAAGUAAUUUUUUUGACCCAUUUCUUUUUACGCAAAUUUUUCACAUUAAAUAGAUAUGCUAACAUAAAUGAGAAAUUUUAUGUCAAGUCUCAAGUCUACCAUAACAUGGAAAUCAUUUCCUUGUUUUGGUUAUUAUUUUCAGAUUACGUGACACUUAACAUUUGAGCCUCUAGAUUACUGACUAUGACACAUUGACUAGAUUUGUGUUUAAUUUUCACAAACAAAAUAUACUUCCUUUGACUUUUUUUACAGUGUUUGUAUCUUUUGUCAGCAAACUUACAAAAUCUUAUUGAAGACAUUUCCUUAUUCCUUUUGUCUGUUUUUUAAAUUUUUUUCUGUCUGUAUUGUUUUCACUUGGAAUUGUUGUGUUUUAUAAAUGCAACUUAUUGCAGACUGAAUUUUGGAAUCUUUUAAAGGUACAUGGUGACCCAUAGGAUUUUUUGCAACUUGGUACAUAAAUGUACCUAAUUUUUUAUGUGCACAUUUGUUACUUAUUUUCUAUUUUUAUACACAAUCCUAAAUUUUAAAUCUAUGACUAUAAGUAUUAAAUUUGCCAAGCAUUUUGUAGCUUCUAUUUACAGAGGCCAGUUGAGGAAUUAGAAAAUAAGGACGUGAGUAAAUAGAGGUAUUCUCUUUAAAUACCUUUGCUAAUUCAAAAACAUGUCAAAUACUUUUUCAUAGAAGGUUUUCAUACCAUUCACCUACACAUAUUUUUCUGGAAAGCUAAUAUGGACAUAGCUCUCUUAUUUCCCACUGAUAAUACAGUGAGGUAACUUUGUUUCUUGCAAACAAACAAGGGAUUAAGAGCAAAUUAAUAGCUCCAUGUAAUACAUACUGUGCCAAUUUUCACUUAGAGUUGCCAAGUUCAAUCUGUUUUUUAUUUAAGUGGUUAGCAAACUUUAAAAUGUCUUGGCACUCAAGUUGACCUACAUUAGAAGAUAAAAAUGUUUAAAUACAUAAUGAAAAUCUGUGGUUUUAUUUGGAAUAUUGCCAAAUCUUAGGAGAGUUUUUGUUUGAGAGUUGACAUAUUUUAAGUAGUUUUUGAGUCAUACAUGCAGGUACAAUAUAAAGCAAAUUCAAAUAGUUAAUUAGAAUUUGGUUAAUAAGAAUUUGGGGGAACAGAAAAAACUGUAGGUUUCUUAGAUUGGUUGUUGGCAUAUAACAUCUUAUUUGGAAUAUUGCCAAAUCUUACAGUUUUGUUUUUUGUUUGAGAGCUGACAAGAAUUUUGGAGAACAGAAAAAAAACUAGUUUCCUUAGAUUGGUUGUUGGCAUACAUAACAUCUUAUUUGGAAGAUUGCCAAAUCUUAAGGGUUUUUUUUUUUUUUUUCUAUUUUAAAUAUUAGUUUUUGAGUCAUAUAUACAGGUACAAUAUAAAGUGAAUUAAAAUUGUUAAUUAGAAUUUGUUUAAUAAGAAUUCUGGAGAACAGAAAAAACUAUAGGUUCCUUAGAUUGAUUGUUGGCACAUAUUUGGCAUACUAUGGGAGAUUAGAAAUAUUUUUAUCCUACGUAAUAGCUACCUUUUGGAUUCUUCAUGGUGCUCCCUUCCAAUUUUGCUGUUUCCCUUUCUUCUGUGCCACUUAUGUUUAUAUUUAGAAGUUACAUUUAUAGAGUUAAAAUUCUAAAUAAUUGGUAUUUUAUAACCUCUGAAAUUUAAUUUAUUUAGUAUAGUUUUGAAGUACCUUAGGCACAUAGGAAUUUAAACCUAGUACUAACCAAAGCCGGAAUGGAUUUUGGAAUUUCUUAGGCCAAAAUAGCCCUCAGAUAUAUUCCAUCCAGUUUUUAGUGUCAUCAUCAUCUUGUUCUUGAAGACUCUUUAUUUUGUGUUUGUGAGAAUCUUGUAAAUCUCUUUCAGAAUUUUUAUUUUUCCCUGAAGCAGUGGAAAAGGAAAUACUUAAAUGAAAGUUUAAGAAUUUUAAAACAUUCUGUAAAGUUAAUAGAGCUGUUUAGCUGUAUUUUAAAAACAAACUGAAAGGUAAAGAACACAUCAAUUUACAUCAUAUUUCUCACAUAGUCUGGCAUCAUACACUGCUGGUUUUUUUUUCUGUUUUUAAGCACAAUAUUGAAACCUUUAAAAGGCAAUUAAGAGUUUGGUCAAGAGAACAUGAAAUAAUUUGUAUGAAGAAAAAUGAAAUUGUUUUUACUAUUACCUACUAUUUGUUCAGGCUGGUUUAAUUCUUAAUUUGAUAGCAAAGCUAAAAAGUGGAUGUUUCAGUUGAAAGUUUUAAAGAGGUACAAAUUCUUAAAAGAUAUAAGUUAUUUUUUUUGUUGAAAAUACUGUUUUGUUGAAAAAAGUCUAUUAAAUAUUGUAUGUCCUUUCUUUGUACACAUUGUAAAAUACUUAAUGAAAAUUUCAUAUAAGGAAAUAUAACACUUAUAAAUGUGUACUUUGAAAAUACCAUUCAAAAAUAAAAAUGAGAAUAUUUUCC